Molecule: messenger RNA, 459 nt
Organism: Quercus lobata
Lineage: Eukaryota; Viridiplantae; Streptophyta; Magnoliopsida; Fagales; Fagaceae
Exons: 1
Coding region: 1-459 (152 amino acids)
Source: RefSeq, a predicted model, not a curated record
AUGGAGGAGGUGGAUGAAGUUACUAGUAUCCCAUCUAAUUUCUUUGGGAUCUCUAGGGGAGUUCUUCAAGGGGAUCCUUUGUCCCCAUUGCCUUCUAAUAUUGUUACAGAGGCAUUGGGUUGUAUGUUGGAUGCAGCAGUUAAUGUGGGUCAGCUUUCGAGUUUCUCUAUAGGCAACUCGGCUAGUACCUUAUUAAUGGUGUCUCAUCUCUUGUUUGCAGAUGAAACCCUUAUUUUUUGUGAUGCUAACGCUAGCCAAAUAGUAAUCUUGUGUGAUAUUCUCACUAUAUUUGCAGAAGUGUUAGGUUUGAGAAUUAAUUUAGGGAAGUCUAAGUUGGUACCAGUUGGAGAUGUUCAUAAUAUGGAGGAGUUGGUGGAGAUGUUGGGGUGUAGACAGGCUUCACUCCCACUGAAGUACUUGGGUCUUUCGUUAGAUCUAAAUCCAAUGAGAGGACUGUAG